AUGAAUAAUUCUCUCUUUUUGUUUCACUCCUUUUCCUCUCUUCAUGCUUUAGUUUUCUUUUUCUUUCUCUCCUUUAUACGUUUUUUUGAAUUGCCUCUCCUUACGAUGUCUUCAAUCUCUCUCUCUCUCUCUCUCUCUCUCUCUCUCUCUCUGUGUACAUUCUUUCUCGUUUUUUGUCUCCUCUUUUUGUUUCACACUCUUUCUUCUCUCUUCAGCUCUUUCUUUCUUUUUCUUUUUCUCCUUUAUAUACUUUUCUUGAAUCAAUUCUCCUUACGAUCUCUUCUCUCUCUCUCUCUCUCUCUCUCUCUCUCUCUCUCUUCCUGUUUUGUUCUCUCUCUUUGUCCUCCAAUCCUUCUUCUCUCUUCGGCGCACCAAGGUCUUCUCUCGCUCCCCGCUCUUUAUAAUGCUAAUUUUCGACCUACUAUUAUUUUGCUUCCAAUUAUUUUCUCUCGUUUAUUCAUUCUUCUUCUUCUUCCCCUCUCUCUCUCUCUUUCCCUCUCUCCCUCUCUCUCUCGCUCUCUCUCUCUCCCUCUCUCUCUCUCCCUCUCUCUCUCCCUCUCUCCCCCUCUCUCUCUCUCCCUCUCUCUCUCCCUCUCUCUCCCCCUCUCUCUCUCUCUCUCUCUCUCUCUCUCUCUCUCCGUAUCUAUAGGAAGGAAAAUAAGGCAAAAGGGACAACAAAGAAAAAGAGAUUGGAGAAUUGAAGAAACUGGGAAUUAA
Acanthosepion pharaonis is the source of this 717-nucleotide messenger RNA. NCBI's taxonomy places the organism in Eukaryota, Metazoa, Mollusca, Cephalopoda, Sepiida, Sepiidae. The record is from the annotation of a GenBank genome assembly.